Messenger RNA from Aspergillus thermomutatus, 1908 nucleotides. RefSeq lists its product as uncharacterized. The record is from RefSeq and is a predicted model, not a curated record. The coding region runs from base 1 to 1908 and encodes 635 amino acids. NCBI's taxonomy places the organism in Eukaryota, Fungi, Ascomycota, Eurotiomycetes, Eurotiales, Aspergillaceae. The transcript has 5 exons.
AUGAUCUUCUCCAGCUGGUUAAGAUCCGUCAUUUUCCUGAAGCGACCAGCAGAGCUGUUUUCAAACGUGCUACAGUGCUUUCCUACGUCACGGACUUCACACCGCGAGUCAGAUUGCUUUGGGGCGGACUUGAUUGAUUAUAUCGAAGAUCCCUUAGGUAUGUCGGGUUUCUCUGCGCAAGCUAGGCGAGAGGAUACCAUUAUGGAUGACUUGGAAGUUGUCCGUGUUUGGUUCGAUGAUGAUCCCGAUUUAUCUCCAAAGUCUGCCGUCUGGCACCGCGCCUUAGAUGACGUCGUCAAACUCAUAGUGCCUCUCCCAUGCAAGAGUGGUGACAAAGUGCUAGCAGAACUUGCUGUGGACAAGAAUGGUGUCGAAAGGGUUCGCAGUCGAUACGAAGUUGUGGGGUCUCUACCGCUAGGCAACAGAGACCCAAUGGUCCUCGCUCAGAAGCCAAGAGACUUAACUCUCAAAAGAGUCGAGGCCUGCAAGCAGCUACUUGACGCCUACCGUGAUCGUCUAGCGGAAAACGACUUCGAUUACCAAGGCCGAACCUGGCUUGAACGACGACUCCAAUCAAUAGUCAGGAAACUAGAUGACCUUCAAAACAGCGUCCAGACUGUGCGAAUAUGGCACCCCAUUUGCCAAGGACCCCUGACGCAAGAUGCCAAAGGCGAGGACAUAGGAGAUAUGAUCCUAGCAGAGGUUCAGCUGGAAGAUCCUAGCAACGGGUAUGCUCCAAUGUAUCCAAGUCAUCGCCCAGCUGGUGCUGUGUUAGUCGACUUGGCCGUUCUGCCGGAACACACUGCGACUGUUCGCUCCAAAUAUUUGCCAGUGAACCUUGCUCCCUUCGGCGACGAUGAUCCUUUGGUCUGCUCACAGCCAGGUGCCGAUAUUGAUCUGAAGAGAGCUCUAGCUCUCAGAAGAGUCCUUUCCAGAUAUGAUCAAGCACAGAGAAUCCGACAGUCUCGGGUCCAACUGCUGGGGACUGAGAAUGAGCUUAUCAGCAACUGGUUCAGUAACUGCAUGAGGGAGCUUGAGGACCAGGUUAAAGCAAUCCAUGGUUGUGAGACCAUACGUGUAUGGUGUCGCAGUCACAAAGAAGAUCCCAUGGCCAGUGUUCGAUCCAAACGCCUUGACGAUGUGGUCAGAGCAGCAGUCCCUCUCCAAAACCCCGACUACCGACGGGUUGCCGGUGACAAGACAGUCCAUCCACACGGCGCUAUCCUUGUAGACCUAGCUGUUCAUAAGGAGGGUGUCCACAUGGUUCUCUGCAAGUACGGAGUUAUCGACUUUGUUCCCAUGAGCAAUGAGGACCCCGUGAUUCUAUCACAACCCGGUGAUACAAUUGAAGACAAGCAGAUUGCUGCUUAUGAGGAUAUGUUGGAGAGGUAUUCUCAUUAUCUCCGUGAAAAAUGCCGUCUCCUUAGCCCUAUGGCCAAAGUCUGGGUUGUUGAGAGGCUAGCUGGAAUUGAGAGUCAACUGUCGGUCCUUCGUCCGAAAUGUCUAGAGACCAUACGAAUUUACUGUCCGAAAUACGAAACCCACCCUUGGGAGAUUAUACGAAAGCUAGAUCUUGGAGAUAUUGUCAGAGAAGCAGUCCCUCUGGAAGACCAAAUAAGCCCUCAAGAAUUGGUCCAAGUCGACCUUGCCAUUGAGCCCAGCGGUAUCUCAAGGGUUCGCGACGUCUGUCAGUUAGUCGAAUUCCAGAGAUUGAGUGAAGACGACCCAAUAAUCCAGAUGCAACCGGGUGGCGGCCCUCACAUGAAACAAUUCAACGGAUACAAUUACGUUCUUCGGCGAUAUACCGAGGCUCGUGCAUUGCGGCAGGUGGACGGGGCUUUAAUGCUUUGGUAUGAGAAAGAAAUUGGGAAUCUUGAGAGCCACAUCGGUCGACUUGGGUAUGUCUAG